Messenger RNA from Pocillopora verrucosa, 3805 nucleotides. Its product is annotated as myosin heavy chain, clone 203-like. NCBI's taxonomy places the organism in Eukaryota, Metazoa, Cnidaria, Anthozoa, Scleractinia, Pocilloporidae. Gene Ontology annotation, biological process: signal transduction. Gene Ontology annotation, molecular function: protein binding. The record is from RefSeq and is a predicted model, not a curated record.
GAGCGAAUAUUUUCCUUGUUAUCGUAAAAGUAAGUUUUGUCAGCACUCCCAAUGGCAGCGGUAAAAAGCGCAACUUUAAGAUGGAAUAACGGGCUCGAAGUGUACCAUAUGAGACCACCGGUUGUUAUGGUGCGGAGACAGUCGAUGUAGUGUCCUGAAUCGAUCAAAGCAAAAUAAUGGGGAAUAAAAACGAAUACCUCUGCUCUUCAAAGCUACAAAGAUAAUUGGUCGACGGUCAGUGCUGGUAAAAGCUUCGGCUACGAAGGUAAUUAUAAGCAAGUUAGAGGCUUGGACAUUAUCGCAGCUUGGCUAAAUUCAAAGGCGAUCUUGUUGGGAAGAUGGAGACAUCAGUUACAAGUAGUGAAGACACUUCUAGUGGCAUACAGUAUGGACAUGCAACUGUCACUUCAAGCCACAUGAUGUUAAUAUGUGAUGACGUGGGCGCUUCUUGGAGAGAUCUGGGUACUCAGUUGAGGCUCCCAUCAGCUGUGGUUCGUAAUGUUGAAAAUGAUUACACCUUAUGUCGAGAAAGGGCGUGGCAAGUGCUAGACAGAUGGAAACAAAGAAACGGGACUGGAGCAACUUUGGGAAAUCUUACAGAUGCUCUGGAGAAAAUAGGGAAGAGAAAUGCCGCUCAAAGGCUCGUUGAGACAGAGAAAGUGGAGGCUGGGUUACACUGUGCGCGAGUACAAAGUUCGAAAUUGCGAAGGGAAGUUGACCUUUUGAGGACGGGCCUACAGAACGAGAAACAGAAACACGACACAACAGUUAAAGAACUCAGAGAAUUUACCAAAAGCCUACAAGAAAUGCUAACAGAAAAGGGUGAGGAUGAGCGACAACAUAUAGAAACAAGGGUCCAGGGCUUAGAAACCACAAUUAAAAGGCUGGAAACAUACCUUUCGACUGAAAAAACCGCCGAUAAGGAGGUUCUGAUGCAAGAAACGAGCCGCUUGGGAAAAAUCUGCGACCAGAUGGAAGAGGGUCUACGGGUUGUGCAAGAAAACAUCAAAAUGAUCUCUGAAAACCAGAAGGAAAUCACGGGUAAAUCAUUACAGCCCGAAAAUAGUGCAUGGGAGGAAACAAGUGAGAGGCGUUCAAGUGCAAGACAGAAGGGUGGAAUGGCUGACCGAAGCCAGAAAGACGCCGGACAAAGAUAUGGGGAAAGGCAGAAGAACGAAGGAGCGACCAUACAACUUUUGUAUGAAGGAAGCCAAGCAUGCUUGCGAUGUCCUGAUUUGGAAAAGGAGCUUAACGACAUUAAGACAAAAAGAGAAACAAUUAAAAACAAAAUCAGCCAACUCGAGCUCAAGCACAAAGAAGAUAAGAAGAAGUGGGACGAGGAUAAAAAAGAAAAAGAUAAGAAAAUAAAAGAAAACGAGCUUGAAAUUGGCAACUUAAAGAAAACCAACGAAAAACAGCAGAGGCAGAAAGAAAGACUCUCCAAAAAGAAAGCUGAAAUGGAGAAAAAGAAAACUGAAGUCAUGGAAGAAAACAAGAAAAUCAUGGCUCGGAUUGAAAAGUUAUUGGCCGAGAAGGAGGAGCUGGAAAAGGCGCUACUUGUUCAAACCGGUGCAAAAGAACAGGAACGGCUCAAGGCUGAAAAUGGUAUGCUGUUGACUAGAAUUGAACAGCUUUCCAAAAGGGUGAACAACAGCGAGCUAGAGUGCAAGAGGCUUCACGAGGAGCUUAAAAAGUACAUCAACUUCGAAAGUCGUGUUUUCUUACCAACUGGAAAGGAAUUUGCCACAAACUGCCCUGGUGUUAUUUGCAAUUUGAAGAGAGAUGUUACAUCAAAACUGCAUGCUUCUAGAUCUUCCGAUGGGCCAGGAAAAGCAAGUGACAUAUUUGACCAUCAGAAAGGAACUACCAGUGGAACAGAGGAGAGGAAAGAUUCAUGGUGGUCCAUUGAUCUAGGCUCAAGCCAUCGGCUUGUAAUCACACAUUACUCUUUAAGACACGGAAAAAGAGAUGGAGAGUCAGUUCUUACCCAUUGGCAACUGGAGGGAUCCAAUGACGGAAUGAAUUGGAAAAAACUUGAAACUAAUUAUAAAAGGGCAGAUCCUCCACGCUUCAGAGAUCCUCAUCCAUAUUAUACAGGCACCUGGUCAGUUGAAGGAAAAAUGGGAGCUUUCCGAUUUUUUCGAAUUUUCCAAACAGGCAGAAAUUCCUCUCACAAAUAUGGAAUCUACUUGUCCGGAAUUGAACUGUUCGGGGUACUUCUAAACAUCUAGAAGCUUGCAGAAGAAGCCUUCGAGACUCUCGCUCAACUCUCAAAUAGCAACAUAUUGGACUACCUCCCAAAAAUUUUAAAAGCAGUAAGAUCGGAUUUAGAGGGUCACACAUCCCUUCCAUGUAGAAACAUUGUAUAAAGGUCUCAAAGUAAUUUUAUCCUUACUUCCUUUUAUAUCUAUGAGCCAACAGUUUUUGUUUUCUUCGUGCAAAAAUAAGCUUAAAAUUAGCCCUUUAACUCCCAAGAUCUGAUUGGUAAUUCUUCUCCCCUCUAACUGAUACACAUUUCUUUUUAAUUUGGUGUUAUAUCAAGAUAACAUCUUCUACCAGAUAAGUUUAAAUAUUCUCAUUACCUGUUUGCUGGAUAACGCCGAUAUGGCAGGAUCCCGUUACUUAAUAAUGAUGGGCUCCUACGUAUGGAUGUCAUGGAUGUCAUACUCACUUCCGGUUUAAUGUCAGGGGAUUAAAGGAAAAGCUAAGGGUGAGGCGCAUUUCACUCGGCCAAAAAUUCUUGGUUUGUAAUUCCUGUUCAAAUUGAUUUUGUUUUUACAAUAAUACAAUACCACUAUUGACCCUCAGCACCAUCAUGUUGAGCGCCAAAAUUUCCUGUGUUUCCGAUGUUGUCAUGGAUCUGCCUCUACAGUACAAACAAAUCUUAACAGUCCCAAUCUCAAGCCGAAGUGUCAACUUAUCGGUUAGAAAUUCCUCCCCACUAAAAUAUUUCGUCAUUUUAAUUUUAUGCUAAUAUUCAAUCCAAGCGAUAGACAUAUGUGGGAUACCAAAGACGAUCAGUUAAUUGCAGAAAAAAAUGUGAUAAAACUAUACAUAAUAUAUGCAUUUCAAUCGGAUUUGAAUAUUAGCUGAGCGGAAAGCGCCUCUUAAGGUUUUUAAAUAUAUUAAGAUCCAUGCUUGUAGAACAAACGUCUUAUCACAUAAUUUAAAGGAUCGUGUGCGGUUAAAAGUAAAUAUAAUUUAAGGAGACUUAUAUAAGAUAAGGCUUUGACGAUGCACACGGGCAAAGAAGCCCACAACGCUAAGGAUUAUUUCAAUGGCGUGAAACAUGCCUUUUAGACAGGGCUUGAGCUCGCAGCCGUCCAGUUUACCAUGGAGAGUAAAUUAUAGGCCAUUGUUUCUCAUAUCAAUCUAAAUUAAGAAGGAUCGCAACCUUCUGAUCUUGAAAAAACAACAUUUCUCACAAUUUUUGGGGUUUCAAAUGAUCGCAAAAGCAAUAAACACAAGGUGAGAGACGCCUUAUUUCGUUUUCCAAACAGCUGGUUGAUGAGAAUAUGAAAACGAGCGCGAGACGAAAAGAGUUCGUGUAAACACAAGCGUAAAACGAGGAAAAGAGUGCGUGUCGCGUCUAUUUCGUGUCUUUUCAACUUACAUUUAAUAAAAUAGACUCUUACUUUAAUGUUUUUUAUCUCCUACUCAGCCAGCAAUAACGAUAGUUAGGAAUGUAAUGAUGAUAUUUUGAAGGGAACAAGUUUCUUUAAAACUUAUUCAGAUGUUUUGAAGAUAUUUCAUGUUAGAUAAUUGACACCAAUGCGAUCCCACUAACAGCUUGAGAUAACUUGUA